Molecule: messenger RNA, 2277 nt
Organism: Cucumis melo (muskmelon)
Lineage: Eukaryota; Viridiplantae; Streptophyta; Magnoliopsida; Cucurbitales; Cucurbitaceae
Product: flavin mononucleotide hydrolase 1, chloroplatic-like
Exons: 8
Coding region: 124-942 (272 amino acids)
Source: RefSeq, a predicted model, not a curated record
CAAGGAUAAGAAUUGCUGAAAACGAUCCGCCAAAGCAAAAUCCCAUUUGCCUCAGAUUUGACUUGCAAGCGAAGGGGCCAUGGUCUUGGAGCUGCUGUGCUUCUGCCCAUUGAACUAACUUUAAUGGCUUCUCUCUUUAACCCAAACCCACCUCUUGUUUCCUUCUCCUCAAUCAGACCCUCCUCUUUCAAUCCAUCAAAAAUGGUGUCCAAUUUCAACCAAACAAGCAUUAUCACCAACAAUACUGACGUUAUUGCCCAUACCAAACUCUUCUCGUCUUCUCUUUCAAUGGCUACUGGUUGUAGCUCCGCUGGUGGUGAUAACACCUCUAGGAAGCUUCCUGUUCUGCUCUUUGACAUCAUGGAUACUCUCGUUCGUGAUCCUUUCUAUGAUGACGUUCCCGCUUUUUUCAGAAUGCCCAUGGAGGAACUUCUUGAACUCAAAGAUCCAACUGUAUGGAUAGAAUUUGAGAAGGGUUUGAUUGAUGAGGCAGAACUGGAAAAGAGAUUCUUUAAAGAUGAACGACCGAUAGAUUUUGAAGGCCUCAAAAGCUGUAUGAUAAGCGGUUACUCUUUCCUAGAAGGCAUUGAAGAAUUGCUAAUUGCUCUUAAAGAGAAAAACUAUGAAAUGCAUGCCUUCACAAACUACCCUGUUUGGUACGAAAUGAUUGAGGAGAAGUUGAAGAUCUCGAAGUAUCUAUCAUGGACAUUCUGCUCUUGUAAAAACGGAAAGAGGAAGCCGGAUCCUGAGUUCUACUUGGAAGCCUUGAGACAUCUCAAAGUUGAACCAGCUAACUGUAUUUUCGUUGAUGACAGAAAGAAGAAUGUAGAAGCUGCAAAAGAAGUUGGCAUCAAUGGCCUCCAUUUCAAAAGUGCAGAUUUACUAUUAAAGGAUCUCUGUCUUCUAGGACUUGAUAUUUCACCUGAUACAAGCUCGCCUUAAAUCAACAUCUAUAUAUAUCUGCAGAACAUGUUCGGCAAGGGCUUCGGGAAGGAAAUUGAAAACUUUGGUCAGAACUUCAAGGUUGGGUAUCUGUUUAAUUACCUAUGAUUUGAGGUUUGGCUAAUUUUUCACUUUAUUUUAUUUUAUUUGUCAAAUAAUUUUAUGUUUAUUAACUCGGUUUAAAUUAAUUUGAUUGAGAUGGGUUUAAUUGUGGGGAAGAAAAGCUACAUUUUUAUAUUUGGCUAGGUUUUAGAAUCAUCUUGAAAUUAAACAAUAUUUAACAAUGCUACUGGGCAAUUUUAACGCUACUUUGAGGAGCCGUUGGAUAAUUUUACUCCCUUGUUGAUUUGAUUAGGGGAUUAGGGUACUAAAUUCUCCGGUUUAACUCGUGCUCUGGAACGAGCAUGAUUUAAACCACAACACAUGAUACUUUUUCAACACAAAUAGGGUUACAAAUGUUUAUGUUCGACUUUAUCCUUUAAUGCCACGACGCUACCCCAAUUUCCUAUAUAUAUUCCUCUCGGGAGAGUGGCUUGGGAGUGAUCUUCAAAGCACUAGGCCUGAUUUUAGUCAUUCUUGGUCAAUACCCAUGAAAUUUUUUCCAUUGUGUUGUAAUGAAGAUUAUGGCUUUGAGAUUCAAGUUUUGAUGAAAGGCUAAAGGGCCAAACGUGGAUCUUGAGGUUUGUUGGGCACUUUUCUAUGGAUUUAUGAGAUUUUGAUGAAUGUUCUUGGGUACUUUUUAUUAUUUUCUUGUCCCUUGUAUGAAUCCAUGCUUAAUUUAUGUUCUAUUAAUGUGACAAAUUAGUUAUGUUAAGCAUUGAUUGUGUAUGUUUGUUAUGUAUGAGAGGGCCAAAAUAAUGAAAGCUCGCUUAAUUUGAGCAACAAAUAGAUAUUAGUUAUAGUACGUUUUAUUGGAUUUUAUGCCCUAACUCAUGUUUGUAAACAAAUAAACGGGUUUUUUUUUUAAAAAAUGACAAAUUGAUAAAAUAUUUAAACCAUAUAGAACAAUUUCAAAAACGAAAAAAUCUCGUAGGUCCACAUGAGAAAUACAAAAAGUGCUUUAAUCAGCGUGAGAUUAAUUGACCACACAAGUGCAUCUAAUUUUUCUAAAUAAUCAUGAUAUACGAUCAUGUAGGAAAUGAUACACGAUCGCGUAUCAAAUCUAAAUGAUUUUGGUUUAGGAUCGUGUACCAAAUCUAGAUUUAAGAUCGUGUACCAAAACAUUUUAUAUUUGAUAGACAAUUGUGUACCAAUAUUUCAACGAUUUUUGGUCAAGAUCGUGUACAAAGGUUUUUUAUAUUUGGUACACGAUUUUGAACUAAAUAAUACUUUGAA